Molecule: messenger RNA, 2451 nt
Organism: Panicum virgatum (switchgrass)
Lineage: Eukaryota; Viridiplantae; Streptophyta; Magnoliopsida; Poales; Poaceae
Product: aspartate--tRNA ligase, chloroplastic/mitochondrial-like
Exons: 15
Coding region: 81-2126 (681 amino acids)
Biological process (GO): aspartyl-tRNA aminoacylation
Cellular component (GO): cytoplasm
Molecular function (GO): ATP binding; aspartate-tRNA ligase activity; nucleic acid binding
Source: RefSeq, a predicted model, not a curated record
UUGGUGCGGAGGAUAAGGCGCCUCUCUCUUCCUCGAGUCCAAAACCCCACUCCCCCCAAUCCGCUCCCUCCCCAUCUCCGAUGGCGUCCUCCCUGCUCCGCGCCUCGCCCCUCGCCCUCCUCUCGCGCCUAAAGCCCAGGCCGUCCGCCUUGCACCUCCGCCGCCUCCUCCCACUCUCCACCACCUCGGCCUCUGCCGCGCCCGCGCCCUCCGGCCCCGCGCCCCAGCUCCGAACCCUAGCGGCCGCGGCGGCGACCGACGCGGCAGCGACCCCGGCGGAGGAGGCGGCGGCGGCGCCCGCGGCGACGGGCGAGAAGGUCGAGAGGCUGCAGCCGCUGCAGUGGCCGCCGAGGGACGCGCUGUGCGGCGAGCUCGGCGCCGGGGACGCCGGGCGCAGGGUGCGGCUCUGCGGAUGGGUCGCGCUGCGCCGCGCGCACGCCGGGCUCACCUUCCUCACCCUGCGCGACCGCUCCGGGAUGGUGCAGGUGACAACAUUGCCAGAGUACCCAGAAGUUUACAACAUAGUAAACAAGCUGAGAGUUGAGUCAGUGGUUGCUGUUGAGGGGGUGGUCAGGCCACGCCCAGCAGAUGCCAUCAAUGCAGAUAUGAAGACUGGGGCUAUAGAGGUUGCUGCAGAUCGUGUUUUAGUGCUGAACUCAGUAACUCGUUCAUUGCCGUUUCCAGUUACAACUGCUGACUCUGUAAAAGAGAAGUUUCCAGAAGAAAUUAGAUUGAGGUUUAGAGUACUGGAUUUGCGUCGUCCUCAAAUGCAGUCAAACUUGCGGUUGCGCCAUUAUGUUGUUAAACUCAUCCGACGUUACUUGGAGGAUGAACAUGAAUUUGUUGAGAUUGAGACUCCAGUUUUAUCCAAGUCUACACCAGAAGGUGCUCGGGACUAUCUUGUACCAUCAAGAGUUCAGCCAGGAACAUUCUAUGCUCUCCCUCAAAGCCCUCAGUUGUUCAAGCAAAUGUUGAUGGUUUCUGGCUUUGAAAAAUAUUACCAGAUUGCAAGGUGCUUCCGUGAUGAAGAUUUGCGUGCGGACAGGCAACCAGAGUUUACACAACUUGAUAUGGAGAUUGCCUUUACAUCAAUGGAGGAUAUGUUGAAGUUAAAUGAAGAUUUGAUGAGACAUGUUUUUCAAGCGGUAGGAGGUAUCAAGCUGCCAAAUCCAUUUCCGAGGUUAACAUAUACAGAUGCAAUGAAUCGCUAUGGGACAGAUAGGCCUGACCUUCGGUUUGAUUGGGAGCUGAAAGAUGUUAGCCAUGUAUUUUUGGGAAGUGGCUUCAAGGUUUUUGCUGAUACCUUGGAAAAUGGAGGUGUAAUAAAGGCACUGUGUGUUCCUGGUGGUGCCACGGUGUUUUCAAACACUGACCUAAAGAAAGGAACUGUUUACACUGAAGCUUCCAAAGCUGGAGCCAAGGGCCUGCCUUUCCUCAAAGUUAUGGAGAAUGGGGAUCUUGAAGGAAUUGGCCCGCUAGUAUCAAGUCUGAAACCCGAAAAGAAAGAGCAGCUCGUGAAACUUCUGGAUGCAAAGGCGGGUGAUCUUAUCUUGUUUGCACUGGGUGAACAAUCAUCAGCUAACCGGGUUCUUGGCCGGUUAAGAUUAUUUAUUGCUCAUAAGCUGGAAGUGAUAGACACGUCAGCGCAUUCAGUUCUUUGGGUGACAGAUUUUCCAAUGUUCGAAUGGAACAGUGAUGAGCAGAGAUAUGAGGCCCUACACCAUCCAUUCACUGCGCCAAAUCCUGAAGAUAUGAAUGAUCUACCAUCAGCUCGUGCCCUGGCUUAUGACAUGAUUUACAACGGUGUGGAGAUUGGAGGGGGGAGUUUGAGAAUCUACAAAAGUGAUGUACAGCAAAGAAUUUUUGAGAUAAUUGGUAUCUCACCUGAACAGGGGGAGGAGAAAUUUGGCUACCUUUUAGAAUCUUUCGAUAUGGGUGCUCCUCCACAUGGAGGCAUUGCCUAUGGAUUGGAUCGGUUGGUGAUGCUCUUGGCUGGUGAGAGCUCAAUCCGGGAUGUGAUAGCAUUCCCCAAGACUACGACAGCUCAGUGUGCACUCACCAAAGCACCAUCUGCUGUAGAUCCUCAGCAACUGAAGGAUCUUGCCUUCCCAAAGUCUACUUUGUAACACUGUUGAGAAUUUUGGGUGGGUUGGUUGCUUCUUUAUAUUUUGAGGCGCAUUCUAGUUUUGCAUGGUAGGGAAUGCGCUUUGUUCACGAGAACUUUCCAACCCUGGAAAAUCUAUAGAAGACGGUUAAUACAAAGUUCAGGAAAUAUGGAUUCGCAAGAGUUUCGGCAGCGAUGCUAUGCAUUUGUAUACAUCCGCCUUGUAAAUUAUUCAACAUAAUACGAAUUGUUGUGCAAAAUGUGAACUGCACGGUGCUCCAUUUGUUGCACCUGGUAGCUUUUUCUUCAUGCAAUAAAGAUUUCUCCCAGGCGUAUGCUUGGAAAUA